CUCUCAUAUUCUUAGAACAUUUGUUUCUUCAACUUCUAGUAGCGAUCACAUAGAGACGACUACCCAAAUAAUUGAAUAACGUUUUACUGCUAUGGAACAAGAAGUGGGGGCGCAGAAUAAGAGAAGGAUGCUGGUAUCGGUUUAAGAAAGUUUUUGGGGAGAAUAUAGACAGAUAAUGAUCGCUGCGUUUCAAGAGUUCGCAGUGAAGCUGGGCAUCGCUCCACCGGAGGGCGAAGAUAUACCUUUCUCGCGUUUCCGGGAUGCCACAUUUAAAGCAGAUUCAGAAAUGGUUGCCGCAGAGAAAUGGACGCCAGACGUGAAGUUAGGAGCUCCGUUGACACCACCCGAAUUUUCGGCCGCGACCGUGGACAGUUUGGUGACGGCCGCGAAAGAGCGUGCUAGCGAUGCUGUCCGUGGUGCUCUGGUGGGUCUCCAAAACGGCGGAUCCUCGAGUUCUUCCUCCGGAGCAACAGAGACUACGCUACCAGGCCUAAGCAACACAUCAAACGCGGUAAAAGACGGCAUCAAAAAUCAUGUUCUUGAAACAAGCGCCAGUGCAUCCGCAGGACGCAUUGCAGCAGCGCCUCUGCAAAGUAGAACGACGGAAUUGGGGCAGCUUUUUACACCUUUGCAGAGAAUGUUAACGUCAGCAAGACUUUUCGUUUGCGAAAGUGUUCGAAGCGCAUUAUGCUGUCUGGGCGCUGGCGUGUUGUGUGGCGCUCUGUUCAUAGUGGCAAGGGAACACUGGGAGCGUGUUUUACGCUUCAAAUGGUUCGAGAAAGAGAUCCUGCGCUACUUCCACAAGAAGAACAUAUUGAUAACCGGCGUGACAAGUGGUAUUGGCGAAACGCUAGCCUACCGCUUGGCUCGGUCGCCGUAUCCCCCGGCCGUUUUGUAUUUGCACGGGCGACGUCCAGAGCAGCUUGACACCGUAAUCGCACGCUGUCGGGAACUAGCAAAUCAGCAGGUCGUGGCUUCUCAAUCUCAAAUGAAUGACGUCAUGAAGACUGCUGGUGGCGAACAAGGGUCUGGUGGUGCGUCGUCGAUGAAGAUAGAGCCGAUUUUGUGCGAUUUGAGCGACCCGGACCAAGUGUUUGCAGUGUUUAAGCGUGCCUUUAAGGAGCCCUCAGAGCAAGAGACGGCAGACCUUGCCCAGUUACUCACGAUUCCAGCACUGGCAAACGACCCAACCUUUCAGUCCGUGUAUGCGGCAGCGAACCCCAAUCCGGUGGAUAUUUUAUUUAACAAUGCCGGUGUGUCACAGCGCGACGAGUUAUCAGCGCUCGACGUCGCACCGAUCCGACAUAUCAUGAAUACGAACUCAAUUUCGAACAUGCUGAUCACGAAGGCGGUGCUGCCGCAACUCCUCCUAUCGGGUGCGAAGGGAGAGAAACAGUUCAUAGCAGUAGCUGGGCAGCGCGACGCGCAGCAAUUGAGCGGGGAUCCGCGGAGCUCUCCAUUAACGUCAACUGCAGCUUUGUCAUCCUCUACACGACUACCAGAUUCAUCGUCGGGGGAGCUGCAAGGUGAGACUGGCAGCGCAGAGAACUCCGUGGCAUUGACGUCGAGUAAGCAAGCAAACCGUGGUGUUGGAGCUCCUGAAGAAGGACUGUCUUCAUACACCUCAGGUCUUCACGCAUCCAGUUCUUCUACUCCCUCAGCAUCUUCAACCAGCCUCCACGGACCUGCAGACAAAACGCCUUUGCAGCGCUUCUGGCAGUGGACGGUGCGACGUCGCUGCGGAGAGUGGUACACGGAUAGCGAGCCGAUGCGUCAUUCUGCGCAUAUCGUGCAGGUACGUAGUAUGCUCCGUUUUUACGAACUUAUGUCACGUUAUAAACUCAUACUCGCUGGUAAGAGUGGAGGUAUGAUUUUGGUUGUUAACGGAGCAACGACCGAUCUAUUCAGACACACAGAUACAUACGUAGUUCAUUUAUUCUGAUCGACGAAAAUCCAGAUCGGAAAAUCAGGUCUCUUCCUUCGUAGGGCGAGUGGCUUUUGGUUUCCGUACAGUGUAUGCAGCUUCGAAGUUUGCCGGUAAUGGGUUUUAUUCGAGUCUGGCGGCAGAAGUUUGGGAUAAAAACGUGAGGAUUCACAAUGUUUUCCCGGGUUUUAUAGCCACAAAUAUCGCGAAAAACGCCCUCGUUGGCAAAGGAGAGGCUUUCGGUGUCUCAGACGCGAAAAUUGAGAAUGGACUUCCACCCGAAGAAGUCGUUAAUAGGAUGCUGGCAGGGGUAGUGAAGAUGCUUUGAAUAAACUUGUUAGAUGUAGGUGUUCGUUGUUCUCUCGUCACAAGUUUGAUAUCUUCACAGGAAACCAACGCGAAACUCUUGAAAAUGAUGAUACUUCAUGAUCAACAAUCUCGUGCCGGAUAUUGCAGUUUGAAUGUGCAUUUCCAUUUCAAGGAUGCAGUAAUCGAAAGAAUCCAUCACGACCUGUAAUUUGAAGGUGUAUUUCGAGGAUUCAGAAAUUGAAGUACUGAAUACGUGGUGGAUGCGGGUGCAAGCGCUGCUUUCUCGAUGGAGCGGAGCCAUGCACAGGUAUUUUGCGUUAACGAACUACCGAGACCAAGUUCGCAUGGCUGAAGAGGCUCGCGCUAAGGAAGCAUCGAUGAAGCGGGAAAAAAGUCCCAGCAAACGAACAGGUCGAGCGACCGUGUCAUGUAGUGAAACUGGUGGAAUAGCAUCAUCAUCAUCUUUAUCAUCGGGCGACGGUUCUUCUAGUGGUCCUCUUCACGGGACUCGUCGGCGCUCAGUUGACAUGCGUGGUGGCAAUGAGGGAAAGCGAGCAGGAAGCACCGAUAUGGUCCCGCCGUCAGUAAACGCAAGCGAAGAUGACGAUACAUCGCGGAAGCCGGGAGAGGCGGGCCCGCUGAUGUUUUAUAUCGCGGGCUCUGAGUCAGAAAUAACGACGGAUUAAAUGAGAUGCGGAUAUCGUUUUCCAGAAGAAAAUGGUGGCGAAACAGAAAAUAAAUGUCUACAGAACGAUGUGCAUCUGAUUUUGCGGGGAGGCACAUGCGUUGCUGACUCUAAAAAGAAAUUGGAAAAAGUUCUUUGAAAAAGAAAGGGGUCCAUGCGAUUUUGCUGGAGACGCAGAAAUACAAACAUAGACUCGAUCGCGAAAUGAGUAUUUUUGCGAACAUGGAACAAUGGAUGCAGACGGAAAUUUUUUUAUUCGUUGAUACGCUGCUGUAUGUGGGAGACGCGAAUUUUCCGUAGCAUGAUAGAUCCGCACCAAAUAUGCAGAGCUUUGACUAUAAUACUCUUACUGCAUCUGCAACUUUUUAACCAUCAAACGACCUUCCUGGUGAAAAAAGCAACAACCUAGAAGAGGAUGACAGAGUGAAAGCUGCAGUAAACAAGCUUUAAAACGUC
Molecule: messenger RNA, 3374 nt
Organism: Amoebophrya sp. A25
Lineage: Eukaryota; Dinophyceae; Syndiniales; Amoebophryaceae
Source: the annotation of a GenBank genome assembly